GGAAUGUGAGUCUCGUUGCCGCUCCGUCACACAAGACGCAUCACCGCAAGAGCUCUUUCCGCGCAUUGGCACUUCGUCCGUUCUUUCUUACGACUCCUUACAACAGCAACAAAGCGCACCAAAGUACGCGUAGCUGCGGCACCUCUUGCUUUGCUGCCCAUGCCCGCUAUUCCCACUCUUCCCCGCCGCGAGCUCGGCAAGAGCGGCCUGUUCGUUUCUCAGAUCGGUCUCGGCUGCAUGGGCAUGAGCUUUAGUAUCGGCUCUCCUGAGGCUCGCGACGACAAGAGGAGCAUUGAGGUUAUCCGCGAAGCGUUCCGCCUCGGCAUCAACUUCUUCGACACCGCCCAGGUGUACGGACCGCACAAGAACGAAGAGCUUCUUGGCGAGGCCAUCUCUACCCUGCCGCGCGACCAGCUGGUGAUCGCCACCAAGUGCGGCAUCUACACGCGCGACGGCAAGUCCGUCGCCGACUCGCGGCCGGAGAUCCUUCGCGACGCCAUCGAGGGCUCGCUGAAGCGGCUGCGCACGAGCUACGUGGACCUGUACUACAUCCACCGCAUCGACCCCACCAUCCCCAUCGAGGACGUCGCGCGCACGAUGCUGCAGUUCAAGAAGGAGGGCAAGAUCCGCCACUGGGGCGUGAGCGAGGCGAGCGUUGCCACGGUCCGCCGCGCCCACGCCGUGUUCCCGCUGACCGCCGUGCAGAGCGAGUACUCGCUGAUGUUCCGCGAGCCGGAGAAGGAGCUGAUCCCCACGCUGCGCGAGCUGGGCAUCGGCUUCGUGCCCUUCAGCCCGCUGGGCCGCGGAUUCCUGACCGCCACCAUCAACGCCGACACGAAGUUCGACGCGGGCGAUAUCCGCGCCAACCUCCCCCGCUUCUCGAAAGACAACGUCGCGAAGAACCUCGCGCUUGUGAGCUUGGUGAAGGAGAUGGCGGAGCGGAAGGGUGCCACGCCCAGUCAGAUCGCCCUUGCCUGGGUGACGUCGCAGGCCCCGUUCAUCGCGCCGAUCCCCGGCACCACGAAGCUGGAGCGCCUGAAGGAGAACAUCGGGUCUGUCGCGGUGCACUUCACGCCGGACGAGCUUGCGGACUUCACAAAGAAUUUUGACGCCCUUAGCGUAGAGGGAGACCGUUACCCCGCCGCGCUGGAAGCGAUGGUUGACCGCAGCCGUUGA
Messenger RNA from Leptomonas pyrrhocoris, 1176 nucleotides. RefSeq names its product putative aldehyde reductase putativeoxidoreductase. Gene Ontology annotation, cellular component: cytoplasm. The transcript has a single exon. Bases 160 to 1176 code for a protein of 338 amino acids. NCBI's taxonomy places the organism in Eukaryota, Euglenozoa, Kinetoplastea, Trypanosomatida, Trypanosomatidae. The record is from RefSeq and is a predicted model, not a curated record.